ACGAUACCUAUACCAAACCUCCUCCAGGUGUGGAUCAAAACUUGACAAUCUUUAUCGGAAUUCUGACCAUUUAUGAGAAGAUCGAGAUUAGGGAGUGCUUGCGCAAGUUGUAUGCACACAAUAACGAUGCUCUGGCGCGGUAUCUCGGUGUCAAGAAAUCGCCAGUGACGAUUAGGUUUGUCCUAGGAUUGCCAAUGGAUGAUUAUAUAGAUAAGCUGGAGGAAGAGUCUAAAAUGUAUGGGGAUAUUGUUAUUUUGAAUAUCACAGAGAACAUGAACAAAGGAAAAACGUUUGAAUAUUUCAAUUGGUUUGCUAAGCAUAGGGAAGAUAAUUAUAUGGUCAAAUUGGACGAUGACACUUUCAUUCACCUUAUUCACUAUUACCGUGACCUUCAAGAUUUGCCGAGAGAACGUGUGUACUAUGGCAACGCUCUAGGAUAUAAAGAUGGAACAUAUACAUAUAUGGGAGGUGCCGGAUACACACUUUCCCGCGACCUCGUUAUAGACAUUGCUGGAUCAUACUGGGCUAGCUCAUACGUCAGCGGCAAUGAGGACUGGCUGGUCGGGAGAAGAUGUACUUCGUGCACUAUGUCGGCUUUACAAGUUGGGUACCCAGCCGUCAAAAUCCUAUCCAUGACUUUGACGAGAAUCUAG
Messenger RNA from Racocetra fulgida, 653 nucleotides. The record is from the annotation of a GenBank genome assembly. Lineage: Eukaryota; Fungi; Glomeromycota; Glomeromycetes; Diversisporales; Gigasporaceae.